Messenger RNA from Dracunculus medinensis (Guinea worm), 8001 nucleotides. Lineage: Eukaryota; Metazoa; Nematoda; Chromadorea; Rhabditida; Dracunculidae. The record is from the annotation of a GenBank genome assembly.
AUGUCUGUAAGCGUUUCACCAUCUUCGCUAGUUCUUUCUGCAGCGGAAUAUAAAUUGCGUCUUGCUUGCAAUCAGUUCGUUGCAACACAUAGUUCAUUUACUCUUGAUAAGUGUUACUUGAGAAAAUUGUUCAUUGAUUUAUAUUGCGACGAGAAUAAGCUUUUGGUUGGGCAACAUCUGCUUCGAUUAUUGCUUGGAAGUUUGAUCAUCUCCAAAAGUAGCCUUUCGGCAUUUUUUGCCAAUCCGUUAUCUUUAUUGGCGGAAAGAUCGUCAUCUCAUAGUGAUUCUGCGCAGUUGUCCGUUAGUGAAAAUCUUGCAGAACGAUUAUUCAACGCAGAUUUUUGCGCAUACGUUUUAAAAAAGAUUUCGCUUGGAGAACUUCUUAAGAAAGUAUUGCAGAUUAUAGAGAUUUGCCUUGCUGAUCCUCUGCCAGCUUUUACAAAAAUAUUUUAUCAAUUUGUGGAUAUACUCGGCGAAAAUUUUUUUCGUGUUAAAUCUGGUCUUAACGCACGGUUUCUUGAAACUUUGCUUUUAACAGAAUUAGACUUGGAAAAUCUACCACAACUAAUCAUUGGAAUUGUUCUUAUCGAUUCUUCUAGAGAUUCUUAUUUAUCUCAAAAUAUAUCUCAUUAUUUGCAGUCUAAUUUUAUAUCAUUUGUGGAUAAAAGCAAAGACAAAGGUUUGCUUCUUUUAGAUAUAUUGUUAGUUGAAAAAGAGUUCACAGGGUUUGGAUCCAUCGAUUCAACGAUUUUUCUUCCAUUGGAAUCACUAUCAGAUACUUCAAAUAACAAGUUAUUUGCUUCAACUUCGCCACCUGUCGAUCAGCUUUUAGCGACUGAUUAUAUCGAUCUCGAAGAUAAAGAUUUAGAAACAUUCCUAGAAAGUAUGUCGACUCAGAAUUUGAAUCUUCUUGCUCAGCAAAUCAAGGAAAUAGGUGUACAGUUUACACUUAAUGUUGAAACUUGUGAGAAGCAUCUUUCUUCACUAAUUGGCGAAUCGAAUUCUAUAAACAAUUGUAGUGUUGCUAAAGUAAUUAUAAUGAUGAUGAACACAUGUUCAUCUGUCGCAGGUUAUCAUGGUGGAUCUGAAUUAGGAAUAAUUGAACAGUCAUCAUUAUCUGCUACUCAGCCGAUCUCGUGGAAUCCGAAGGUCUUUGCUGCUGCAUUAAGGAAACUGGGAACAUUGAGCUGGUGUGAAGUUGUGAUGCACUUGGACGAUCCCUCGUUUUUUGUCAAAAAUAAGGUUCAGUUGCAAUUCCUAACAACUUUUUUGUUAGAAGCACUUGGAUCAACACAGUUUCCGGUUGGGUUGAUAUAUAGAGAAUGGAAUUACUAUAAAGCUGGACAACUAUCGUGGAUUGAACAAAUCCUCAAAAAUCCUGAUGUCUUUUGUUUUGUCGACUAUCCUCAUCGACCUGUUAAUACUUCAUUGUUAAAAGUUCAAUCCGAAGAAGGAAAUAGGGACUUAUCAUCGUGGCACUCCUUGGAUCUUCUUGAAAUUUUGUUGAAGUUAAGCGAAGUAAAAAAAUUAUCUAAUAAUGUCGCGGCGUUGAUUCGGAAACCGAUGUCUAAUAUACCGGAUAUUUUGGUGCUGGCAUUGAUUCAACUUCAGCCGCAAGCGUUUGAAAUUCGUCGAAAUUACCUUGAAACUCUAAUACCAUCAUUGGUUAACAAUCAUCCGAAUGCUAUACCCGUUUUGAAUGCAGCUUGGAAUUGUGAUGAACUUGUCAAACCUCCAUGCCAAAUACGAGCAAUCAUUCUUUCAUCACUUUGUCUUUAUUACGAGAAAAGUACUGAUGAUUUUUCAUCAAAAUUAAAUCGAAUAUUGGAAUUGGCUCAUGAAUUGAAACCAAAUGGUCUAGCGGAAUUGUUCAAUGUACCACAAUAUCCAUUUAGUAUUGAUUUAGCUUGUCUAGCCUCUCGACGGGAUUUCCUCAAAUUGGAUAAAUGGGUUGAAGAUAAACUAGCAGAACAAGGCGUCGUUCAACAUUUUCAGGAUCAGUUCGCUCGACAUCUAAUUUCAUAUAUUAAACAAAGGUUUCUUCAUAUGGGUGGCUCAUCUUAUGCUAAUGCCAUUCCCCAAGAUACCGUUCAGGUUCUACUUAGUUCCUUGUCAAAGGCUACGUCGAUUUCAAGUUCAACCAUCAGUGAACUACAACAGAUUUUUCUCCAUCUCCGACAGAUUCAGGCUAAAGAUAAUCGUCCCGUCCCCGUAAAUGUUAGUUCUCGUACACAUUUGAGUUUGGGAACCAGUGGAAGAUCAUCGAACCUUUUUACUGGGACUGUUGGAUCAGCGUCAACUGUUCAGCAGAAUAGUGGAACAUUUAACGCUUUCUCUUUGAUUAAUCCAUCAACACAACCUAUGCAUACUCGUCAACAACAGCAAAAUACUUUACCCGUUCAAGUCUUCAAUUCGAAUCCAUCCUCCAGUGCUCUCAAUUCAACGCCUAGUGGCUUUGCACAGCAAACAGAGCUUAUAAAGCCAAAUUUUGGAGCAACUCAUACACUUUCAAUGUCACCAUCAGGGCAGAUGCUACGUAAUUUUAUUGGAUCAAAUGGUUCAACAAAUCGAGCUACGUCAGGUCCAAGUGGGCCUGGAUGGGGCUUACCUUCUGCAGUAGCCCCAACUACUGCGUUAAGAACAACUCCUGGUCCUAUUGUUUCGACCACUGGAUCAGUCGACUUUCGAGCGCAGUUACCACCUGCUGCGCCUACUUCAGGGACAAUUCUAGGCAAUAUGAGUGGAUUUGGACACAGCAGUAUCCAGCAACAUUCAGGAGUGCCAUUAACAUCUAGUGGGCGUUUAAACAUGCCAGUUCCGGAGGAUCUUACAAAAAUGCAUUUUUCUGAAGAAAUUCAAAAUGAAGCCAAUAUGUAUUUUCAACAAAUUUAUGCUCAAAAUAAUCAGAUGCCGGUCCAAGAAUUCCUUUCUAGAUUAAAAGUAUUCAAGAACUCUUCAAACCAAAGAGAUCGGGAUAUAUUAUCUUGUGUGGUGAAAAAUUUAUUCGAGGAAUAUCGUUUUUUCCGAGAAUAUCCCGAGCGUGAAUUAAGAACGACUGCUGAAGUCUAUGGUGGUAUUAUACGAGAAGGAAUUGUGACAAAUUUGCAAUUCGCCACUGCUGUGAAAAAAGUACUUGAAUCAUUGCAGUCUGAACCUGGUUCCAUGCUAUGGACCUUUGGUAUAGUAUCUUUAACUGCUUGUAGGCAGAGAUUAUGUGCAUAUCCUAAAGUUUGUUUGAUGCUUGCUGGUUCUGAAUCAUUCCAGCGUUUUCCACAAAUUCUAAAGGAUUUUGUAACUGCCGGUAUACAAGGGCAUCUUCCACCAGGACAACCAGAAACAAGUUGGCAAUCUCAGAGGGCACCUGUGAGUCCUGCUAUUGAUACCAGUCUUCGAACUAUGCCAGUUAGAUCGGGGCCAUCGGUGCUAUCAGUUACGAGUGUCGAUACUUUGAUUUGUGCAACCGAAAAGGAUGGCCAAAUAUUCAAGCAACCACCAGCUGACAUUUGCGAGAAGGUCGCAUUCUUGUUCAACAAUCUUAGCAAGGCAAAUCUUCCUAUAAAAAUCGAAGAAAUGAAACAAAUUGUGUCCGAGUUAGGGGACGAAUUUUUGAAAUGGCUUGCCCAAUAUUUAGUGAUGAGACGAGUAAGCAUCGAACAGAAUUUCCAGCCGUUAUACAAAAACUUUGUGGAAUCUCUUGCUGAUAAGAAUUUUGAAGAUUAUGUAAAAGAAGAAACAUUUCGAAAUAUCAGGGCAUUGAAAUUUUUGCAGAUUUUACUUCGAUCUGAUAAAAGGCAAGCAGCAAGUAAUUUUGGCGAUCGACAAUUAUUAAAAAAUCUUGGACUGUGGCUAGGAAGUAUAACCAUUGCUGACGAUCAUCCGAUUACAAUAGCAGAAUUGGAUAUGAAAUCAUUGCUGAUGGAAGCAUAUUAUAAGGGCCAAGAAGAAUUACUUUUUGUUGUUCCAUUCAUUGCUAAAAUCCUCAGUUCAUGUUGCAAAAGCACGAUUUUUGGUCCGAAUUGUGCCUGGAUCCGUGCUAUUUUACGCGUAAUGGCUGAAUUACAUUUGGAACCUGAUCUCAAACUUAAUCUGAAGUUUGAAAUAGAAGUAUUAUGUAAAGAAUUGGGUAUCGAUCUGCGCAACACACCCGUUGAAGGACUUCUUAAAGAUACAGAGCGGCUUAUCCGACUACCUCAGCAAUUGAGUGAGUUGAAGAUUCUGAAACAACCUGAGGUAAAUCAAUUUGAUUUCUCCACAAUUGGAUCUUCACCUGUGGCAUCUACCAGGCUUAUUGAACCUACUGUAAGCAUCAAUACUUUUUCUCAAGGUGCACAACAGCCACUCAGUGAUGUAGAGACUAACACAAGUCUUACUUCGUCAACUUCGUUGUGGGCUUUGGCUGGGUUUAAGGAGGACAGAUUGGUUGAAAGAGAUGUUGAGAUGUAUCAGAGGAUUUUGGCAAAGACAAGUGCUGGACCGAUUCCUCAGCAAGUAUCAUCUGCAUCUGCUUCACAUCUUGCAUUGGUUCCUGCACAUUCAUUGGCUCAUUUUCAUUAUCAUGACAUAAAUGUGGUUUCACUGGAUGGUCUCACACCUCAUAUUAAAAUGUCCGCUUCUCUUCCUUUGUUUCAGGUUUUGUCAUUAUAUAGUUUUCGAUUUUCUGUUCAGGUGAAUCCUCAAUUAAAACAUGUGGUUAAACCAGCAAUCUGCCAUGCUUUAAAAGAAUUGAUGGGUCCAUUAAUCGACAAAUCGUUGCGAAUCACUUUGUGCGUUGCAGAGAAUCUUUGUAAAAAGAUAAGUAUUUUUCUAAAUUUUUUAAUUUUUAACGAUUUUGCUUUGGACGGUGAUGAACAGCGUUUGAGACGAGCAGCUCAUAAUAUGGUUCGUUCAAUGUCAGCAGCAAUGACAUCAAUAGUCACGCGAGAACCUCUCCGAAGUACUAUUCUUAGUUUUCUUAAGCAAGCUUUUUCGAAUCAUCUGCAACCAGUUAGUGCUGAUCAAGUACGUUCUUUCCUGUUUCCUUUGAAGUUCAAAGCAGAAAUUUUUCAGAUGAAAUUAAUUGACGAAGCAGCCAUGAAAUUAACUGAAGAUAAUAUUGAGCUAGCAACAAGCUUCUGUACCAAAACUGCUUGCGAAAAAGCAAUACCUGAGCUAGAUAAGCGAUUGGAAUCUGAAUAUAUCGCUCGGAAACAAGCGCGUAGAGAUGGAAAGCAGUAUGUGGAUCCGGUUGCAUUAGCACAUGCACAACAAUUACCCGAAAAACUUCGUCCUGGUCCAAUGACUGCUCAACAGAUGGCUAUUUAUGAUGAAUUUUCGGGUCGUAUUUGUGGGUUUAAACCGACGACGGCUGAGGAUAUGAUAAUAGAUUUCAAUAUAAUGAAGUCAUCGACUCCAAAUGCACAACUACAAAUACAGCAGCCUGGAAAUCAUGAGAAAGAGAUUGAUGACUUCGUGCGAAAUCUUCAACUUAUGGUAUUCGACAUCGAUUCAUUAUUAGCAGCAAGCGGUAAUAUCCAGUCAAGACCAACUGUCGCCGUUGCUGCUAUACGUGACGGUUUGUCGCAAUUGGCCAUGAAUCCACGUGAUCCUAUACAGUUUUAUAAUUUAAUUCAACGGAUGGUUGAGCAGUUACUUCAUGCAUACAAAAGUCCUGAUACAUUGAUUCAACAACAAGGGCCAAACAUUCCGAAAGGUCAAAAUGAUGUUGAAUGGUUCAUACGUCUAAGAGAUGUUUUUGUCUCAACUUGUCGUAGCCUUUGUUCACAAAUUGCACCACUUGAAUUGGCACGCCGAAUCACUCGUUUCGUAAUUGAAUGUCGUCUUGACUGUAGAUUCAACAUUGAUGCACUUGAUCUUCUAAUAAAACAUUCCUUAAUUCAACUGAAUGUUUUCGAUCAACAUCUUGCUUUACAAAUCGAAGGAGGCAAUAAUUUUGAGGCCUUGAUAUUUGCCCAACGAUUUGUUAAAGCAAAUUUCGAUUCUGGUCCAAGGCAACAUGUUGUUGAAAAUUUUCCUCGCACUUUAGAACAACUCGCAAAAAUUCAACAGUUUACCCAGAAUCGGCCUACACCAACUGAUAGUUUCCAUUCUGCUGUUGUUCCAUCUGGAUCUGAAAGUCCUGCAAGUCCAGCAAUACGUACAGUUCCAACAGUCUCGAGCAUACCUCAUAAUGAUAGAAUGCAUUUGCCUAAUAUUUCGCUAAAUGUUACAAGUAACUCUAUGUCUUCUGUUAGUUCCGUUAAUGCAGGAAGAUUCGGAAUGGAUGAUGCAGAUAGUAGAUUCGUUCAAGAAUUGCAAAGCAAGGCUGAAUUUAUUUUACGUGAAUGGAUUCAGAUGUGUUAUAGUUCUAUAACUGUCCGAGAGCCACAGCAAGUUCUUGCUCAAAUUGUCCAUAUAAUGCAUGAACAUGGUGUACUGUCUACGGAUGAAAUGAUAACGAAGUUCUUCCGAAUAUGUACGGAAAUGUGCGUGGAUGUUUCUUAUCGACUUCUUAAAAGUGAGGCAGCUACAACGCAACCCACUAUUGUGCGACAGCGUUGUUAUUAUACCUUGGAUGCUUUCGUAAAACUGUCGUGUUUAAUGAUAAAAUACAGCGAUGGUAUCCAUAUGCAGAUGAAAGUUAGCUUAUUGAAGAAGAUUUUAAAUAUUGUUACUACCGUGUUAACUCUUGACCAUGGUGCGCGAGGUAAUGAUUUCCAUGCUAUGCCUUACCACAGAAUCAUUAUCGGAAUGUUUAAUGAUCUUUCACAGGAUCCAAUACUGGAAUCAGUAUCAUGGAAUAUCCUUGAAGCUUUUGGACAGGCAUUAUUUGUACUACAACCGCGUCGUGUUCCUGGUUUUGCGUUUUCGUGGCUCGAUAUUGUUGGUCAUAGGAAUUUUAUUGCUCGGCUUUUAAAAGACAGUGCAGAUACUUUGAAAACAACUGCUAUGUACACUCAACUGAUUAUUUCCCAUUUGAAAUUUUUGGCUCCCUUCCUACGAAAUAUUCAUUUACCGAGAGCAAUAAAUACGCUCUAUAAAGGUACUCUUCGUGUACUUCUUGUCAUUCUGCAUGACUUUCCAGAACUAUUGUGUGAAUAUCAUUUAGUGAUUUGUGAUGUUAUUCCGCCUAAUUGCGUACAACUUCGUAAUCUAGUAUUAAGCGCUUACCCAAAAAAUAUGCGCUUACCAGAUCCUUUUGGAUCUUGUUUGAAGAUGGAAGGUAUUGCUGAAAUGUCUCUUGAACCGAAAAUACAUAUCAAUAUGGCGACCAUUAUUCCAGUUGAUGUGCGUACUCAGUUGGACGAUUAUCUUACUAAUCGCUCUUCAAUAGAUUUUCUUGCCAAAUUGCCUGGUUUUCUUCAAGUUGAUGCAAGUGCUACAUCAGGAUGUAAAUAUAAUAUGACAGUGUUGAACGCGGUUGUAUUAUAUGCUGGAAUGCGUGCUAUUCAAAAUAUAGUGGAGAAACAGCAAUGUAUAACUAUGGCUACAAUUGCACACACGGCCUAUAUGGAUAUUUUCCAGAGUUUGUCAGUUAGUCUUUGCACAGAAGGUCGAUAUUUGUUGUUUAAUGCUAUAGCAAAUCAGUUGCGCUAUCCAAAUAGUCACACUCAUUACUUCAGCUGUACACUUUUAUAUCUUUUUCUGGAAGCAAACACGGAGAUUAUACAGGAACAGAUCACGCGGAUUUUAUUUGAACGUUUGGUUGCAUUGCGUCCUCACCCAUGGGGUCUUUUGAUAACAUUUGUCGAGCUGAUAAAAAAUCCGAUAUAUGGGUUUUGGAAACACAAGUUUGUUCGAUGUGCACCAGAAAUUGAAAGGCAGUUCUUUUCGCUUCUUAAUAGAAUUAUGGCUUUGUGGCUUGAAAAAAUCCUUUCAUAUCUUAAUUAUUUGCUUUUAAGAUUGUUUCAAAGCGUUGCUCAUUCAUGUAUGGCUCCCGGAACUUCACGUACUGCGGCCGUGAACGCUUCACAUAAUACACAAUCUUCGAUAUCUGUUGAAGAUAGUUCAUCGUCAAAUAUUUAA